Messenger RNA from Arabidopsis thaliana (thale cress), 2444 nucleotides. Its product is annotated as zein-binding protein (Protein of unknown function, DUF593). Bases 326 to 2035 code for a protein of 569 amino acids. The record is from RefSeq and is marked reviewed. Gene Ontology annotation, cellular component: membrane. NCBI's taxonomy places the organism in Eukaryota, Viridiplantae, Streptophyta, Magnoliopsida, Brassicales, Brassicaceae. Gene Ontology annotation, molecular function: myosin XI tail binding. The transcript has 4 exons.
AAAAUGUCAAAGAAAAAAAAAAAAAUCUCAAGAGGAAGAGAGUGAUGGGGUCGGCGAUAAAAUGACGGCGUAUCUGCUCACUCGUACGGUGAUUUGCAACUGAAGUUUUGAAAACUAAAAAAGAAGUUUUGAUUUUUGAACAAAGAGAGAAAAUAAAAACGGCAGAGGAAGAGCCGUUUACGUUGUGCUUGCUUCCCCAAGAUUUCUCAACUUCUUCUUCUUCGUGUGAGUUUCAAUUCUCUAAUUUACUAAAAAUUAAUCAAAUCGCAAGGAGUUUCUCUGUGUUAACGAUUGAUUCAUCGUUGAGUUUUCUCUGUGGUAUAAAAUGCGUUGCCAGGAGGUAAAAUCAUGGACAUUUAAAGGUUUAGUGGCUGCGUUUAUCGAUCUUUCCGUUGCGUUUUCGCUACUUUGCGCAUCGUUUAUCGUUUAUGUAACAUCGAAGUUCCUCGGUUUAUUUGGUUUAGACCUACCAUGUCCUUGUGAUGGUCUAUACAGUGAGUGUUUUCAAGAGAGUUUAAGGAAUCUUCCGGUUAAAAAGAUCUCUUCUGUUCAAAGAUCUGUUAAAAAUAGAACACCUUUUGAUUCAAUUCUGUAUAAUGGUGGAAAGAAGAGAAAAUGUGAGCGUAGACGUGUUCAGUUGGAAGAUGAGGUAUCUAGUACUACUCCUUCUGUUGGAAAGUUUGAGAAUAAGGCUUCAGGGUUCGAUCUUUUAACUGCGCAAAGUUUGAAAAAAGGAAGCUUUAAAGUUAAGAGUAAGCGGCUUAGCUUCCAUAGGUCGCCGUAUGGUUUCAAGAACCAUUACCAAAGUUGUUUAGGCCUUAAGAGCUUUGAGGGAUCAUAUGAUGAAAAUGAUCCUCUUCUUGUGAACUCCAAUGAUAGUGGAAAAGCAUUGGAGGAUGUGUCGUUGCGGAAAAGUGUUUCACUAAGUUCUGUUGGGUGUGGAGUGGGAGAGGGUGCAUGCAGUUCCCCUGGUAUGGUACAGAGGACGGUUGAGAUGUCAGAACAAGUGCUUGGGGAAGAACGAGCUGCACGUGCUUCGUUAGCUCUUGAACUUGAGAAAGAGAGAAAUGCUGCUGCAUCUGCUGCAGAUGAGGCUUUAGGUAUGAUAUUACGGUUGCAAGAAGAAAAGGCGUCGAUAGAGAUGGAAGCUAGGCAAUAUCAGCGGAUGAUAGAAGAAAAGUCUGCUUUUGAUGCGGAAGAGAUGAGUAUUCUUAAAGAAAUUUUGCUUAGGAGGGAGAGGGAGAAACAUUUUCUGGAGAAGGAAGUUGAUACCUACAGGCAAAUGUUUCUUGAGACUGAGCAACCUCACAAUACUCCAGAUUCUAAACCAGCUCAAAUCGAAAGAUUGCAGACGCCGCAACAGAUUACUGAACCAUGGGAUGACAUGGAGACUGUGAAUGUCUCUUCUGGAUUUGAGAUCUUCACUAAUCAGAUGGACAAUACUGAGUGUGAUCAGUCAAGAAGUGAGCCAUUUGAUGCCCUGAGUGAUAUAGAACUGAAAGAAAGAGAGGAAGGUGAAACUUUAUAUGCAGAACUAGUAUCAAGAACUAGCGACAUUGCUGUUUCUAAGAAGCUUUGUGAGGACCCUCACGACAUUGAUUGUCAUGUACAUGACAUCCAUGUAGUGACUGAUGAAGAUAACAAGGGGCAACUGAAUGUUCCUUCUGACCAUGCCACUCAGGAUCUGAAACUGGACAGAUCACAAAGUGUUUCAGAUACAAGUUAUGCAUUUCCACAAGGGAAAAGUAACAUGUCUACCAAUAUGCGAAGAAAUUCAAUGUCAGCUAUUGACUAUGAAAGACUGAAAAUAGAGAGUGAAGUUGGGUUGCUGAGAGGUCGGUUAAGAGCUGUACAAAAGGGAAGAGAGAAGAUCAGUUUUUCUUCCAAAGAUCAGAGCAAAUCGCAGGUACAGCGUUGUGGAGAUAAAACAAGCCGGUUUUGGGAGGCUAGAAGAUCUGGACAUCUUGACUCUUCUAGCCCUUCAUCCACAAUGGUAAAGGCUAUGUCUAUGCCACUGGACCUGCAUAGUGCUUGAACUGCAAGGUAUGUACUUACUCGAAAUAACACGACACGAUUAUACGCCUAGUGAAAACAUGAGCAAGUGUAGUUUUGUAACAAUCUCUGCCAAAACUCUAAUGUUGGUUAUUGCCGGGAGAGUAUUGUACUUUGUACUCUAAACGGCGUCGUUUCGAAACAAAAAUUGACGCUUUUGUGGUCGGUAAAAAGUUUAAGUUUCUUCUCUUUCCAAAUAAGUGAUACUUGUCCUCUUUCUAUUUCUGUGCCAAAACUUUAGAUUUUUCACUUUUGUUUGCAUAUUCGGAAAUACAAUUGAAGCUAAAAAUGACAUAAUUAUUUCUAAAGUUAUAUAAUCAACUUUUUAUUUGGUUGUAGAAACUCAUAUUGUAGUUGUUGACAAAAGAAAAGAUAAUCUAAAUUCAUAUUUG